AUACUUUUAAAAUCGAUUUAUCAAUGGCUGAUUCCAAAACCACUAGUACCUAAACGUCAGACUUAGCUACUCAAAGGCGUCUCAGAGAAUUAAGCAUAUGUUGUAGUAUAUAUGACUCAUGAUGAAGUAUGAGUCAUAGUAUAAAUGUCUAUAUCAUGUAUAAGAUAGGUAUUUGAGUGUAAAGAUAGGUGCUUGAGUGUAUAAUGUAGGUAUAGUGACUUGUGUGACAAGCUUUAUGCCAAAGGGGAACAAGUAUGGCAAUCAUCAUCAUCAAAGCCACAAUGUGAAGCUACAAAUGAAGAUGCCACAAUGUGAAGCUACAAAUGAAGAUGCCAUAAUGUGAAGCUACAAAUGAAGAUGCCAUCAAGUUGUAUUAUUAUUUAAGCACUCACACUUCAAAUGUAUUCCUAUAAAUACCUCUAUUGUAUGAGAUGAAAACAACACACUUGAAUCUCCAUUCUCAGAAUCAAAUCUCUCUCCCUCUCAAGUUAAUUUAUGUUCAUUCCAAAGUUAUUUUAUGUUUGUCCUUAAACACGUUAUCAGCACGAGGCUCUAACUCCUGCCUGCUUGUACGCCCCUAAACAUCUUGAUAGGGACCUCAGAUCAAAAUCCUUCCUUCAACAAAGUUGUUCACCUCUGUCUCUUCUAUUUGACCUCCAAAUUUCAGGCUUAUUGGAGUGGUUUUGAGACUUGUACAUCAUUUAAAGUGGGAGUUGUUCAGCACUCUCAUUCCUGUGCAGAUCAGCCUGUUUGCACACCCUGAAACAUCUUGUUCAGAACCUCUGAUCAAAAUACUUUCUGCAUAAAAGUUGUUUAUCAAUGUUUCUUCUAUUUGACCUCCAAAUUUCAGCCUUAUUGGAGUAGUUUUGUGACCUGUACACCAUCCGAAGUGGGAGCUAUCCAGAACGCUCAUUCCUGUGCAGAUCAGCCUGUUUGCACGCCGAGAAACGUCCUUUUCGGGACAUAUAAUCAAAAUCCUUUCUUCAUAAAAGUUGUUCAUCUAUGUCUCAUAUAUCUGAUCUCCAAAUUUCAGCCAUGUUGGAGUCGUUGUGAGACCUGUACACCAUUUGAAGUGAGAUCUGUUCAGAAGAGAAUUUGCUCCGAAUUUCAACAAGAUGUCGAAUGAACCUAGACUCGAUUUUCAAAUCCUUGACUCAACUGGUUCGGAUUACCAUAGUUGGAAAACCGACGUUGAGAACCAUCUCACAUCAAAAGGGAUAUUGCCCAUAAUCCAGGCACCAAAUGCAGGCCUUGUGUUCCAACGAACACCCAUAAAACAUGCACAAGCAAUUAUCUUGAUGCGACGCCAUAUGGACAAAGCACUCAGAUUGGAGUAUAUGUCCAUCAAAGAUGCAAGGGACCUAUGGGUAGCGCUAGAAGAGCGCUUUGAUAAUAUCCAAGAUUCCCUCCUCCCUGACUUGAAGGUUCAAUGGAACAAUUUACGCUUCUCCGACUUCAAGUCUGUUGCUGAAUACAAUUCAGAAGCUCUUCGGCUAAGUGCCAUGCUGAAGUUCUGUGAAAAACCUCUCACAGAAGAAGAGCUAAUUGAGAAGACUCUCUCCACCUUCCCCGUCGCAGCAAUUAUACUAUCAAAGCAAUAUCGCACUGAAUAUAAUGCUGGACGACUUACGAAGUUCAAUGAGCUUAUCAAUAUUUUGUCGGUAGAUGAGAAGCACGACAAUAUCCUUGUAAAGAAUUAUAAUUCAAGGCCCGUAGGAACCAAAAGCGUUCGUGAGGCGAAUUAUAAUGCAUCCAAGAAAGGGCGCAAGGAGCGAUACCCUACUAAUAAGGGGCAUGUAUACCCUAACAAGGGACAUGACGGACGCAUGGGUCCAUACAACCGCCCCAAUAAAGAAGGAAACCACAACUUUGGAGCGGGCACACGUGGUGGAAAAUCCACACGUGGGAGAGGAGAAUAUAACAACACCAUGGGUCGUAACACUGUGGGCCGUGGAGGUCGCAUAAUACGCCGUGGUAGUGGCAGCAACAACCCGCCUAGGGAAUAUCCACAACGUGCACCUCAAAUAAAGAAAGUCAACCACAAUGACGUAUGUCAUAGGUGUGGAUCAAUCGAGCAUUGGUUUAAGCAAUGCCAAGCAAGUACACAACUAGCUGCACGCUACAAGGAGUACAGGGAAAUGAGGGAGCAAGAAGCUCACCUUGCUGAAGAAGAUGAUGGUGAAGAUUAUGUCUUCGGGAGAAUUGGAAUGCCUUCUUGA
This is a messenger RNA of Rosa chinensis, 2219 nucleotides long. RefSeq lists its product as uncharacterized. The coding region runs from base 1116 to 2219 and encodes 367 amino acids. NCBI's taxonomy places the organism in Eukaryota, Viridiplantae, Streptophyta, Magnoliopsida, Rosales, Rosaceae. The transcript has 3 exons. The record is from RefSeq and is a predicted model, not a curated record.